AUGAUUGGUGGUGGUAAGUUCAAGCCUGUGAUCAAGAAAGCAAUGGUGGAACUUGAAGGUGCUCCAUUUAAGAAAUUUGCAUCGCUGCGUGAGGAAUGGGCAUUGAAGAACAGAUACAUCAGCCCAGGUCCGAUCCAGUUCACGGGACCUGGCUCAGACUCUCUCAGCCACACCCUACUUCUCGAACUCGGAGCUCAAUAG
This is a messenger RNA of Microthlaspi erraticum, 201 nucleotides long. NCBI's taxonomy places the organism in Eukaryota, Viridiplantae, Streptophyta, Magnoliopsida, Brassicales, Brassicaceae. The record is from the annotation of a GenBank genome assembly.